AAAUAACCAUUCUUGUUAUUAUAUUAAUAAAAAAAAUAAUUUUCUCCUAAAGGGUCUUGUGAAACAACAGAAGUAAUCCGUGAAAUAAAAUUGAGAUUUAAUUUAUAAGAAACCUUCCUCAAUGUUUUUCGACUUUAAACAAUUGAAUCAAUACCGUAGCCAUCAAUUUGUCAACUAGACGUAUUAGGAACAUUAAAUAUCCCUGAUAACUAUACCAAUUCUAUUCUAUUCUUUGAGUUAUUGGCGUUUCCUUAUAGAUUUUUCUAAUCCUGUUCCAAAAAACACGUUUUUCUUCACUAUGACUAUAAUGUCACUGUCUAAUCACAAAUGUUCGUUGGGACUUGAUUCGAGCAGCUUCCUACCAAAGAAAGGUGCCUUAUGGUCGAGGUUGAAGCGUUUCUUGAAAAAACUGUCCCUCGUAUCAUUCGGGCACCCCGACACCUUUGAGCACUUCCGCAGCUACUCCACUGUUGUGGCCGAACAGCAGCGCCAGAUCCUCGAAGGCGGAAAUUACAUAAUUCAUCCAUUCAGCCAAAUUAGUUUGUAUUGGAACAGUACAAUAGCUAUAGUGAACUUAAUGCACAUGAUUGUGUCUACCUUCCGUCUGUGUUAUAUUCUGGAACCUGUCCAGCCGUCAAUGCACUGGCUUGACGAGGUUCUUCUCGGCCUUCACGGCAUUUGCUUCUUCGAUAUCUUCAUGAAGUUUAACGUUGGUUUCAAAGAAGAAUAUUUUGCAAACGUCGUGUUCGACAGGCGAAGAAUUGCUGCCCAAUAUCUUCGGUGUUGGUUCCUGAUCGACCUAAUAUCAUGUCUUCCGAUCGCGUACGUUAUGCUUUACCUCAAAUUUGAAAAAAGUCGAUAUAUUCUAUUCGCUCACGUGCUGCCCAUCUUGAGAGCAACUAGACUUCGGAAAGCUUUGAAUGACGUCGUGACUAUAACAAAAGUUUUAUCAGAAUAUUAUAUAAUGCGUCACACGGUUCAUCACCUUCUGUUAUUCCUUGUCACUAUGCAUUGGUCAUGUUGUAUUGUCUACAGCGCGCCCAUUUUCGCCUAUUAUUGGGAUGGUCAAAUGGCUAAAGGAUAUAACGCCUUUUUUUUGAACUCCACGGACGGUGAUUUAUCAAAAUUUCCGGAAUCAUACAGAUAUCACAAGGCUCUGUUCCUUAGUCUAUCUUCGUUUUUUGGUACGAGUAUGUCUAUGUACAAGUUUUACAAUCCAGACGAGUAUAUAAUGCAUUCGUUUAUUACGCUGUACGCGGCCAUGUUCAUGAUAUAUUCCACAGUCCUCAUUUUAAACAUUUACAUAACGGCGUACAACUCAAAAGUACGUUAUUACGGAUUGAUAAAUCAAGUUGAGGCUUACAUGCGACACAAACAAUUCCCGAAGCCUUUAAGGAAACGAGUGCGUAUAUUCUUCUCUCAUAAAUUUUCAGAACACUACUAUAAGGAAGACAAUGUGUUCGAGAGUUUAUCAGAGCAACUUCGCUACGAAGUAAUACUGCACACGUAUCACAAAUUUGUGAAGAAGGUAAAGCUGCUUGAUGGUAUGCCAGCGGAAGUGAUUGGAAUAUUACUGAGCCACCUCAAGCCUGAGGUGUACCUGGCUAACGAUCUAGUUGUUCGAGCUGGUGACUUCGGAGACUGUUUAUACUUUAUUGGUUAUGGAACCGUCGCUGUCUACUCUUUGAAAGGCGCUGAGAUAUGUCACAUGGAAGACGGGGAGCACUUUGGUGGAGUGGCUCUUCUCAUGAAAGACAAUAAACGUAUUGUUACCGUCGUCGCCAUAGAGAUAUCACAGCUGUAUCGUCUGGACGCUGCACAUUUUCAUAAAUAUUUAAUGUCGAAUCCCACUCUGCGGGACCGUAUGGAGGCAUGGACGGCGCAACAAAUGCACGAAACUGUUCUUCUAGACGAAGCGUUCCGUAAGCAACAGAAACGAAAACAGGAACAACUGUCUUUCGGACUUCAGUCUCUAUCAGAAAUAUCUAAAGAGAGUCUCUGAGACAGUCAAAAUAUAUUCAGUGUCAAUAAAGGUUCUUGUAUUUAUGUGGAAGUUUAAGUUAUUAAGUUUAUAUUAAAUUUAAGAUAAGAUUGUGAAUGUUUCCAACAAUGUCACAGUGUAUAAAUAUUACACACAGCAUCACAGCAUUUUAUAUAAAAGGAACAUUGAUGGCAACAUGUCGACUGCUCUAUCUUUGUUAUUUUUCUGUAGUCACAAUAAAAAUUUACUUUAAAA
Danaus plexippus (monarch butterfly) is the source of this 2236-nucleotide messenger RNA. RefSeq names its product potassium/sodium hyperpolarization-activated cyclic nucleotide-gated channel 3-like. The record is from RefSeq and is a predicted model, not a curated record. The transcript has 12 exons. The coding region runs from base 299 to 2002 and encodes 567 amino acids. Lineage: Eukaryota; Metazoa; Arthropoda; Insecta; Lepidoptera; Nymphalidae.